CACAACCGUCCUAAGAAUCUAGCAAUUUCAAAUCCAAAAAUUUCUGCAAAUACAAGCGCCCACAGUGUACACUUCAGUGUCCAUCCUCGUACCAGGAUCAUUCGUCACAAGACCAAUUAGCUCCGUUCUUUUCCAGAGAUUCCAUUCAAGGCAUUGAGAGAGAGUCAACAUGGCUGCCGCGCCCACAGUCCCAGCCCGUUUGAACUUCAUCACAGGCAAUAAGAACAAACUAGCCGAGGUUCAAGCAAUUCUUGAAGGCGUGAUCGAGUUACAAAGUCAGAAUGUAGAUCUUGUGGAAAUACAGGGAACCGUUGAGGAAGUCACGACGGAUAAGUGCCGCCGCGCAGCUGAGGCCGUGCAAGGGCCUGUAUUGGUGGAAGAUACAUGCUUGUGCUUCAAGGCUAUGAAUGAUCUCCCCGGCCCAUAUAUAAAAUGGUUUAUGCUCUCGCUAGGCCCACUCAAACUACACCACAUGCUGGAUGGAUUUGAGGACAAGUCUGCGCAAGCAGUCUGCACGUUCGCGUACUGCGAGGGUCCAGGUCAUGAGCCCGUACUCUUCCAAGGCCGUACGGAUGGAAAGCUGGUUGCCAGCAGAGGCCCUACAGUUUUCGGAUGGGAUUCAUGCUUCGAGUAUAACGGGAAAACGUAUGCAGAGAUGGAGAAGUCUGAGAAGAAUAAGAUCUCACACCGGGGCAAGGCACUGGACAAACUUAAGGAAUGGCUGGCUAGCCGAGUAGAUGCUUGAUUGCAGCCCUGACUCUUGGGCUCUUACGUGCGGUGAUGGUUGUUGUGGUUCUCGUAGGCAUCCUGAGGGAGAGAAAGAAAUUCCAACUUACUGGGUACUCCCCCAUCAAGUGAAUGUGAGGUUUCGUCCUUUCGAUAUGAACGAAAGGCAUCAAGCUUCUGCAGCAUUAU
Messenger RNA from Aaosphaeria arxii CBS 175.79, 915 nucleotides. RefSeq names its product Ham1-like protein. The coding region runs from base 170 to 745 and encodes 191 amino acids. Gene Ontology annotation, biological process: nucleoside triphosphate catabolic process. Lineage: Eukaryota; Fungi; Ascomycota; Dothideomycetes; Pleosporales. The record is from RefSeq and is a predicted model, not a curated record. Gene Ontology annotation, molecular function: nucleoside triphosphate diphosphatase activity. Gene Ontology annotation, cellular component: cytoplasm. The transcript has 5 exons.